Messenger RNA from Lucilia cuprina (Australian sheep blowfly), 6382 nucleotides. Its product is annotated as collagen alpha-1(IX) chain-like. The record is from RefSeq and is a predicted model, not a curated record. The transcript is spliced from 8 exons. The coding region runs from base 131 to 2254 and encodes 707 amino acids. NCBI's taxonomy places the organism in Eukaryota, Metazoa, Arthropoda, Insecta, Diptera, Calliphoridae.
UUUUUAACUUGGAGCACUGCGGUACGGUUUAGACAAAAAGAAAAAAAUUUUGUAAUUUGAAAAAAAUGUAUUGAUAUUAAAAUAUAAAAAAAGAAUAAAUACAAAAAUAAUAAAUAAAUAAAUAAAUAAAAUGAAUUUAAUAGUGAAAUCAAAUUUAAUAUUAUCACUAGUUCUAUUAAUAAAGAUCUUUGCAACAGAAUCUGCUUUAGCGGUACCAAAUGCUUAUGCUGGUCAAGAGUACUAUGAUCAAGAUGAAGAUGAAGAUUUUGUGCCUAUAAGUCCUUGUAAUGUUGUACGACCUGGUGAUCCAGAUUUAACCACCUAUGAUAUUAUAUCAUCAUAUCGUUUCGAUGAGUAUCAAUACGAAUACCAGGGAGUUCAACAAAUAGUUGGAUCAACUGGUUACCAGCAGGCUUAUCAUGUUAGUGAAUAUUCUAAUAUGACUAUUGAAUCAUCGCGUGCCUUUCCCAAGGGAAUUCCCGAUGAGUUUUCAUUUGAGUGUACUUUUCGUGUGCCGCAACCACAACCCAUACUUGAGGAAUGGUAUCUGUUUGAACUGUCCGACUAUGAAUAUCAUUCACAAAUGAAUGUUAAGCUAUUGCCACAAGAAAGUGCUAUAGAAUUUUCGUUGCCCAAAUAUGAUGGUUCCAUACAGACAGUUACUUUUGAAGAGACAGAGAUAUUCGAUCGUUCCUGGCAUAAAGUUAUGUUGGGUGUUGGUCAAGAUGGUGUACGUUUAUGGGUGGAUUGCAAGCCAGUGCCAGAUAAAAGUGGUAGUUUAAAAGCUCCGCUAGAUGUAAGAGGUCCUAUUGAUGCCACAGAUGGUUCCUUUUCGGUGGCAAAAAAAUGCCACAAACAAGAAACUGUGCCAAUCGAUUUGCAAUGGAUGAUAUUCAGCUGUGAUAAAGAUAAACCAGAACACAGCAAUUGUGAAGAUAUACCACAAUAUGCACGUGCCCCUAAGGGUAUGAUUCAAUAUGAAACAACAACUUUCCGCAACAGCUACACACCCUCCUCGCCUAGCAUUUGGGAGAGGGAAGAAGAAACUACCCCAAAUCCUUUAGAUUUGAAAUUUGCAGAACCCACCUCUCCGCAGCCUUGGAUUAUAAGUAGUACUCCGAAUUAUUUAAUUGGUAAAGAUCUUUUGGCUUGUCCCGAACAGUGUCCACGUGGCCCUCCUGGACCACCAGGUCCUCCGGGUCCUAGAGGUUUGACAGGAGCACAAGGAAUAAUGGGUGUGCCCGGUACUCCUGCCUCAUCAUUUGGUCGUUAUGAAUCGGCAGCUGUGAAAGGUGAAAAGGGUGAACCUGGUUUAGUGGGUUUAACUGGAGCUCCUGGCAUACCUGGUGAACCCGGUCGACCUGGUGUACCUGGUGAAAAGGGUAUUGUGGGUUUGCCAGGACCACAAGGUCCUCCCGGCUUUGGAGCCAGAGGUUUAACAGGUGAACCAGGUUUGCCUGGUGAAAAAGGCGAAAGAGGUCUACCUGGCUUAGAUGGUGCCAAUGGUGAGCCUGGCCCCGUGGGACCUCCCGGACCACCAGGUCCUCCUGGCCCAGCUUCUGCUGUACAAACUGCUGAUUACAUGCCUUAUCCCAAUCCAGGAAUGAUCGGUCCUAUGGGACCAGCCGGGCCUCCUGGUCCAGCAGGACCUCCCGGCCCUCCAGGUUCACCAGGACCAGAAGUAAUGAAUGGUCGUAAUAUGGAUGAAAGAGAAAUUCGGGAUAUUUGUAUGUCUGUUGUUAGAGAUUACAUUAGUGAAAUAUCUGCUUCAUUGGUAGGACCUCCAGGACCACCUGGUAAAAGAGGAGUAGGACGUCCUGGUCCAAGAGGAGCUCAGGGAUUGCAGGGUGAACCGGGAGUUCGCGGACCUCAGGGUGAACGUGGUUAUCCCGGUAUACCUGGAAAUCCUGGAUCUACUGGUGAUAUGGGUCCGCAAGGACCACCUGGUGAAAAGGGUGAUAGAGGAGAACCAGGCAUUGGUAGAGAAGGUCCCAUGGGACCUAUGGGUCCACCUGGUCCUGAAGGCCAUGGUAUUGAUGGUAUACCUGGUAGACCAGGCGAUCGUGGUGAUGCGGGAAGACCAGGUGAACCUGGUGUAAGAGGACCUCCUGGUGAACCCGGCUCUUGUCCCGAUUGUUCGGCUUAUCAGGCUGCUUACGCUUAUCCAUUGCUUUUGGCUCAACAGCAACAAAACAAUAAAGGACCACAAAAUUACUACAAUAAAGGACCACCUAAUUAUUAUAAUAAGGGAUAAUUAUUAAAAAACUUUUUAAAUAUUGUAAUAUGUAAUAUUCCAAAUAAGAUCUUAAUGGACAUCAAAAGCAUUAAAAACAUUACACACAAUGGCUGCUUGUGAUGAUGGCAUCCAUUGGAAUCUAAUCUUAUAUCCUAUGUUUUGUUAAAAUAACUUCAAUCGUAACUUUAAAAAGGUUUGUGGUGCCGUGUUUAAAUAUGUAUGUACUUGUGUUAUUUGAUUUCCAAUCUCUUGAUACCAGAAAAUGUUUGUGCUAUUAUGCUUUUUUUACUUCCCUACUUCAAAAUGUUCCUUAUAACUCAAAAAGUUUUUGACACAUUGUGAAGUUAUAUCAAGUAACGAGAACCACAAUAUUCGAUUUUAUGAGUGUGACAAGUUUUAAUCAAAUUUUUUUUAACAUUUUUUGAAAUAUUGAACAAACUGAAGCAAAUUAUUUUGGACACACCAGAAAAUUUUUCGCAUUGUUACACCCAAGUUUGAAAUCUUAUAACUUCUUCAAUAGUUGAUGUAUUGCAAAGAAAGUUACAUCAAGUGAAAGGUUGUGAUUUCAGGUUUCAGACUGGUGAAUUCACUUUGCAAAAUAUUAAGUAAAUUUUUUUGAAAAUCACACAUAUAUGUUUACGCCCACUUUUCACCAUUAAUAGAGGGCGUGGCAACUUUUUUUAUUUAAUGAAAAUGCGUCUAAUUUUUUCUCAAUCCACAAAAAAAUUUCAUUAGAAUAUGUUAAAGAACAAUCGAGAUAUUAUAAAAAAUCUAAAAUGAUUCUAAACGUUACAACUGACUGUUUUUGGCAUUGUUGCGGCAAAGUUUGGAACCAUAUAACUCGAGAAAUAUUUGACCAAUUGUGAAGAAAGUUAUAUCGCAGGAAUGUUUAGGAUUCCAACUAUUAGAUUGGUAUAUUCCUUUGUCCAAAAAACAAGUAAAAGUUUUUUAAAUAGAUAAUAAAUAAAUUAGGAAAAAAUUACAUUUUCAACAUCUUGUAGAACACCAGGUCACCAGAAUUUAGUAGUAGGUGGAUUUCUCUACACUAUUUUCUUGAAUUUGAUAUAUCUAAAAAACUACUUAAGAUAUUUAAGUGAUUGUUUCACUAUGUGAUGGAUUGGAAAUUUGUCUACAUGAUGGGCAACCUUUGGCCCGCCAGGCUUUUCAGUAAAACGACAAAAAAUUGGAAUUUAUUGUUAAAAUGGGUAUAUCUUAUUUUAUGAUGAACAUAGAGAGUUAUAUGAUAGUACGUAGGAAUCACAAUAAUCCAUUUUAUGAGUGUUCCAAAUUUGGUUCGAAAAUUUAAAAAAAUUUUCGAAAUAUUAAACAAACUAGAAAAAUGAUCUUGGGACACAAUUGAUGCUGUUGGCAUUGUUACACCCAAGUUUGAGAUCUUAUAAUUCGUUCAAUGUUUGUUGUAUUGCGAAGAAAGUUACAUCAAGUGAAAGGUUAGGAUUUCAGCUUUUAGAUUGGUAAAUUCACUUUGUAAAAUAUUAUAUAAAAGUUUUUGAAAAUCGCACAUUUAUGUUUACGCCAUCUUUUCACCAUUAAUAGAGGGCGUGGCUAUUUUUUUAUUUAUUGAAAAAUGUGUCAAAAUUUUUUCUCUAUCUACAAACAAAAUUUCAUUAGAAUAUGUUAAAGAACAAUCGAGAUAUUGCAAAAAUCAAAAAUGAUCUUAAAGUUUACAACUGACUGCUUUUUGGCAUUGUUGCGGCAUAGUUUGGAACCUUAUAACUCGAGAAAUGUUUAACCAAUUGCAAAGAAAGUUAUAUCGAAGGAAAGUGUAGGAUUUCAGCUAUUAUAUUGGUAAAUUCGUUUGGCCAAAAAACAAGUAAAAGUUUUUUAAAAUAACAAAAAUGUAUUUUUACGCCCAUUUGCAUUUCUAAUUGUGGGCGUGGCAAUUUAUUUAUUUUUAGAAAAGUGUUUCCAUUUCAUUCUUUAUCCACAUGCCAAAUUUCAUUUAAUUAUCUUGAAAAACCACCGAGAUAUUGUAAAAAAAACUAAAAGUAUCCAUUGACCCGCAAGUUAGGAAAAAAUUACAUUUUCAACAUCUUGUAAAACACCAGGUCACCAGAAUUUAGUAGUAGGUGGAUUUCUCUACACUAUUUUCUUGAAUUUGAUAUAUCUAAAAAACUACUUAAGAUAUUUAAGUGAUUGUUUCACUAUGUGAUGGAUUGGAAAUUUGGCUACAUGAUGGGCAACCUUUGGCCCGCCAGGCUUUUCAGUAAAACGACAAAAAAUUGGAAUUUAUUGUUAAAAUGGGUAUAUCUUAUUUUAUGAUGAACAUAGAGAGUUAUAUGGUAGUACGUAGGAAUUACAAUAAUCCAUUUUAUGAGUGUUCCAAAUUUGGUUCGAAAAUUUAAAAAAUUUUUCGAAAUAUUAAACAAACUAGAAAAAUGAUCUUGGGACACAAUUGAUAGCUGUUGGCAUUGUUACACCCAAGUUUAAGAUCUUAUAACUCGUUCAAUGUUUGAUGUAUUGCGAAAAAAGUUACAUCAAGUGAAAGGAUACGAUUUCAGCUUUUAGAUUGGUAAAUUCACUUUGCAAAAUAUUAUAUAAAAGUUUUUGAAAAUCGUUCAUAUAUGUUUACGCCCCCUUUUCACCAAUAGUAGAGGGCGUGGCUACUUUUUUAUUUAUUAAAAAAUGUGUCUAAUUUUUUUCUCUAUCCACAACCAAAAUUUCAUUAGAAUAUGUUAAAGAACAGUCGAGAUAUUGCAAAAAUCAAAAAUGAUCUUAAAGGAUAGAAGUGAUUGUUUUUCGCAUUGCUGUGGCAAAGUUUGGUACCUUAUAACUCGAGAAAUAUUUGACCAAUUGUGAAGAAAGUUAUAUCGAAGGAAAGUGUAGGAUUUCAGCUAUUAUAUUGGUAAAUUCGUUUGGCCAAAAAACAAGUUAAAGGUUUUUAAAAUAACAAAUGUAUUUUUACGCCCAUUUGCAUUUCUAACUGUGGGCGUGGCAACUUUUUAAUGUUACGAAAAGUGUUCCCCACUUCAUUCUUUAUCCACAUACCAAAUUUUAUUUAAUUAUCUUGAAAAACCACCGAGAUAUUGCAAAAAAACUAAAAGUAUCCAUUGACCGGCAAAUUAGGAAAAAAUUACAUUUUCAACAUCUUGUAAAACACCAGGUCACCAGAAUUUAGUAGUAGGUGGAUUUCUCUACACUAUUUUCUUUAAUUUGAUAUAUCUAAAAAACUACUUAAGAUAUUUAAGUGAUUGUUUCACUAUGUGAUGGAUUGGAAAUUUGGCUACAUGAUGGGCAACCUUUGGCCCGCCAGGCUUUUUAGCAAAACUUGAAAAAAUUUGGAAUUUAUUGUUGAAAUGGGUAUAUCUUCCUUUGUGAUGAACAUUGAGAUUUAUAUGAUAAUGCAUAGGAAUCACAAUAUUUCAAUUUAUGAGUGUGCCAAAUUUUAUUCGAAAAUUUUGAAAAUUUGUCGAAAUAUGGAACAAACUCGAAAAGCGAUUUCGGGACAAAACUGACUGUUAAACCUAACUUUGAAAUCUUAUAACUCCUUUAAUGUUUGAUGUAUUGCGAAGUAAGUUACAUCAAAUGAAAGUUUAUGAUGUCAGCUAUUACUUUGUUAAAUUCUUUUUAGUAAAAAUGUUGCAAGUUUUAUUGAAAAUACCAAAUAUAUUUUUAAACCCAUUUUUUUCCCUUAAUUAGAGGCGUGGCAGUUUUUUUUUUAUAUUUUGAAAAAAAGCCCCAUUUCCUUCAUUACCAACACACAGUAUGUCAUUGAAUUAUCUUGAAAAACAUUCGAGAUAUAACGGAAAUUUCUUUUUGUACUUUAAGGACACAACUGGCAGUUUUUGGUAUUACUCGGGAAAAGUUUUAAACCUUAUAACACGAGAAAUAUUUUUCUUUUUGGCGGAAUGUAAUAUAUCAAAUAAAAGGUUAUUACUUUAGCUAUAAGAAUGGAUAAUUGAUUUUGCGAAAAACUAGGCCAAAGUGUUGGAAAUAGAAAAUCUUAAAGUUUUAUUUAAUACCAUGAUAGUGUUGUCUACUAGAAUCUGAAUAAAUUUAUAUUGUGAUCGAAAUUAGAUGAAAAUUUAUCUCAAAGUCUUAUUCACUUACCACUAAAUCCAAUUAAAAUACAAAAACUUUUAUAUUUUUUUUCAAAUUUUUUUUAUUAAUAUUUUAAUAUCAAUUAGU